This is a messenger RNA of Durotheca rogersii, 1869 nucleotides long. RefSeq lists its product as uncharacterized. The transcript has a single exon. The record is from RefSeq and is a predicted model, not a curated record. The annotation marks the transcript as partial. Lineage: Eukaryota; Fungi; Ascomycota; Sordariomycetes; Xylariales; Xylariaceae.
UACAGAGUCAGAAGGCGAGACCGGGUGGGAUUCCCUAAAGUAUACAGAUUCGAGAAUACUACAGUAGCGACUACGUCUGCGACAUCGUCAGUAUCAGAAUCUACCCUCUCGCAGACUCUUGACGAGACGCCGACGUCGUCUUCGUCUCUAUCAUCCUCUACGUCCCCACUAAUACGCACUCUCACUUCUAUACCCUCAACCUUUAUCCUUUCCAGUACGGACGCUCCCUCAUCCUCGACUGAAUCCGCCCCUGCGGCUUCGAUCUCUCAGUCGUCAUCACUGCAAGAGGGUAAUACGAUUCCCCAAGUCAGCAUCUUCCCCUCCUCCACUGUGCAGGUUCAGCCAACACCUCCCACCAAUGCGGCCAUGACAACGGCAAGCACAGACGUUACGUCACCCAGCGCGACGAUCACUUCGUCCACGUCCUCCGUUCGGCCCAUCCUCUCGAGUUCUCUAUCCCUUCCGCUCUCGUCGCCGUCAUCCUCGGCAAUUUCUAGCGCCGGUUCUCUGUCCCAGUCUACCUCCGUACAGAGUUCUCCAAACAGCCUGACUUCAGCGCCUUCGGAGACGCGGUCCGCCACCAGCGCAUCGAGAGUGACGGUGGAUACGAGUAGUUCCUCCGCCUCCGAGCCUACCGCGUCGACUGCGACUUUGAGCACCUCACCACUGCCUUCCCUAUCUACUAGCGCAAGACCGGACACCGGCUCGGCUAGUUUGGCUACUUCGACUCGUGAGGCAGCAACUCCGUCAAUUACAGAUGCACCGACAUCUAUCAAGAAGUCAUCGUACGUGUCCCGCUCGGUAUCGGCGACGGGGACAUUGAACGACGCAAUCCCGACGCUUAUAACCUCCAUUCCCGCCUCGACGGGUACAGUCACCCCCGAAGUCCUGGCCAAGAACCUGGCUGAUGCGAAGCGCUACAACGAAAUCUUCGCUGGGUUGACGGAGCAAUCCGCGUGCGUACCCGGCCAGGUUGCUUGCAUCAAUGGGAACAUCGGGAGAUGCUCCAGUGCGGGCACAUUCGAUAUCACUCCUUGCGCAGGCGCAUUGGCCUGCCAAGCCCUGCCAAUGCGCACGGUUGCUGGUGUUGAGCUCGGGUGCUGGGACGAAGAUACCAUUCGCAAAUCGCUGGGUGGUAGCGCGUCGUCGGUAGGGAGCUCGGCUCCCGCUAGCUCGUCCACGGCCGACGGUAGCGUGGUUACGCUAACGAUCACGCCGACCGUCACAGCGACGGGGCAAACCACGGUGACGGCUAGUUCGGCUCGACAGAGCCCUCCCUCGGCGCCCGCCGAGUCCUCGCGCACUUCGACGGCUGGAGAGAAGACGGUAACGGUAACCUUUACACCCACGACAUUCAACACGGUGACCCGAUCGACCUCGGUCUCGCCGCCUCAGGUAAUUACGAAGACUGUCACUGUAACACCCACUCCCUCGGAGUUCGUGACGGCGUCGUCGUCCACCCAAAGUCCACCGUCGUCUUCCGCUACUUCUAAAGCUUCUUCGCCUACCACCCUGUCGCCCAUUGCGACUUCGCCCGCCGCCCCGCCGAGCACUGUCACUGCACCCGCUUCCCCACCCACCACUGCUACCUCAUCCACCGAACCGCCUCCACCACCCCCUACAAGUUCGCCGACCCGAACCUUCACCAUCCCGACCGAUUCGGGUCUCCAUGUCAUCCCGAUUGAGACAGACAGCCCCUUCUUCGACAGCCCCUUCGGAGGUUUCUUCGGACCCGGGCGGGGCCACGGGAUACCCGGCCGCGGCAGCCUCGUGGUGCCGGGCGCCAAGCAAGUGGAGCCCCCGGCGACAGUGAAGGUUACGGAGAAGGAGAUGGUGACGACGACGGCUACGGUCAGGGAUUAAGUAGGC